AUGUUCGGAUCGUGGGUGUUGAGACACCCAACCUACUUGCUCCUUCCCACGGCGGUAUUCAUCCUGGCUUUUCUUCUCAACUCAUCGUCUCCGCUGGCACUUAUUAGCCUGCCAACCUUGACCAAGAUCAACAAGACCUACUACUCGUUGUUCAAGCCAGCACCGCACUCGAUAAACAUGCCGAGGGCACCGGUGUAUUUCUUCAGUCAUGGAGGGCCCGAUGUCCAAUACAACAAGACACACCCUGUCUACCCGGUGCUGCAGUCAAUCGGCAAGGAGAUCACCCAAAAGGUGAAACCCAAAGCUGUUGUAGUGUUCUCAGCCCAUUGGCAAGCCGAGCCCAACGAGAUCCACCUCAACAAUGCGGAGGACACCGAUCUCAUCUACGACUUCUACGGCUUCCCAGCCGAGUUCUACAAAGCCACCUUCCCAAGCAAAGGCAGCCCCGCCUUGGCCUCACAGAUCCUCACCCUGCUCUCGCAAGCCGGGAUCCAAGCCAAGGGCCUCAAGCGCGGACUCGACCACGGCGUCUUCUCGGGCUUCAACGUGGCGUUCGGCCCGGCGGAGAACCCGCUGGGCUGCCCGCUCGUGCAGGUCUCGCUGUUCAACAGCGAGGACCCGGACGCGCACUACCGGCUCGGGCGGGCGGUCGCCGCGCUGCGCGACGAGAACAUCGUCAUCAUCGGCACGGGCAUGACGGUGCACAACCUGCGCGACAUGCGCUUCGCCUGGGGCGACCCCACGCCGCUGCCCUACGCCGUGUCGUUCGACAACGCGCUGAAGGAGGCCGUCGAGGCGGAUCCCGGCGUGAGGCAGGAGCGGAUGGCGGCCGUGACGAAGAGGCCCGACGCGAGGCAGGCGCAUCCGUGGAUGGAUCAUCUCAUGCCGGUGUAUGUGGCGGCCGGUGCAGCGGGGGAGGAUCAAGGGAGUCAGUUGUGGACGCUGCAUGAGGGGAGCUUCGCCUGGGCGCAGUACCGGUUCGGUCAGGUUCCGACGUAG
Molecule: messenger RNA, 999 nt
Organism: Chaetomium strumarium
Lineage: Eukaryota; Fungi; Ascomycota; Sordariomycetes; Sordariales; Chaetomiaceae
Product: Extradiol ring-cleavage dioxygenase, class III enzyme, subunit B
Exons: 3
Coding region: 1-999 (332 amino acids)
Molecular function (GO): ferrous iron binding; oxidoreductase activity, acting on single donors with incorporation of molecular oxygen; zinc ion binding
Source: RefSeq, a predicted model, not a curated record